AUGCCCACCCCACACUGUGUCGAGGAGAUGCCUCACCGCGUUCGUGUCCUUGGCGCCGCUACCACGUCAGCGGCCACAUCUGGAGCAACCACGGGCGACGCGUUGGCGUGUCGGAAGGCAGCGGACGAUCCCUUCUUUUUGGAACUCACCGUCUUCGAGACCCUCUGCUAUGCUUCCCGCCUGGCCGGGCAGAGCUACGCCCAAGCGCAACAGGAGGCGGACAGCCUUUUGCAACGCGUGGGCCUAGCUGCUGCAUCAUCGAGGCGUGUGGAUCACACCACCAAGGGCGAGCAACGGCGCUUGGCAGUGGCUUGUGCGAUUGCAGGGGAAGGCCAAGAAGGCCGCGGCUUCUCUGCACGGGCCUUGUUGGCAGAUGAACCCACCACAGGGCUGGACGCAUUUCAGGCACAACGUGUGGCUGAGCUUCUCAAGGAGUUAGCAGUCACCAGGAAAUGUGUGGCGAUGUGUUCCCUGCACCAACCGCGCAGCUCCAUGUGGCGUUGUUUGGAAGAUCUGUUGGUCAUGGCACCAGGUGGUUUCGUGGUCUACUGUGGCCGCACCUCUGAAAUGCCCAACUAUUUCAGUUCCUUGGGUCACAGCUGCGCAGAAGGCGCUGUGAACCCCGCGGAGUUCGUCAUCGAUUUGGUGUCCAUCGAUCACGAGAGCCAAACGCAGGCCAUGAAGGACCGGUUGCGCAUCGAGAAACUGGACUUCUCCUGGCGU
Cladocopium goreaui is the source of this 723-nucleotide messenger RNA. Lineage: Eukaryota; Dinophyceae; Suessiales; Symbiodiniaceae. The record is from the annotation of a GenBank genome assembly.